AGCACUAGAUUGUCUAGAUCUAGUUUCUAGACCUACUAGUAGUACUACACCUACUUCACCUAGUGUCUGAGUAGUAGUUACUAGUCACACUAGUGAGUGUAAGUGAGUGAGGCUAGUGUCCUAGAGUAGACUUCAGUACUGUCAGUAAACUUGAGACUAAUAAAAAAAAAACUAGACUAGUAACUUAUAUUACUUAUGGAUCAAAUUUUUAAUACCGCAAAAUUAAAAAUACAAAAGUGGAUUAGUACUGUUCAAAACAUGAGUGAAAAGACAUUUCUUAAAAUAAUCAGAAAGACACAAAAAUAAAGGAUAGAGCAUGGUGGAUCAAGUUUCGCAGUUAUCAAGACAUUUUAAAAAAUCAUCCUACAUAUUUGUACUGUGAACUGAUCUUCUAUCUUCUUGGAUUCAUCACCUUUUGUCAUGCAAUGCGGAAUGGAGGACGUUACCGCUGGCUCUGGUUUGCUGCUGUUGCCCAUGGCUUGACUGUCGAGUCCCUAAGCUACUUUGUACCUGAUAUUGACAAUUUCUGGCAUGCCCAGUCUAUGGUUAUGCUUUUAGGCCAACGCUUGCCACUACAUAUUAUCAUUCUAUAUCCAGUUUUCCUGUAUGUUGCUGUGGUUGCAGUUUCGCAUAUGAAUUUACGCUGGUGGGCUGAACCUUGUGCAGUUGGUCUGACUGCUUUGCUCAUGGAUAUUCCUUUUGACAUCAUGGGAGUAAAAAAUCUUUGGUGGACCUGGCAUGAUGAUGACCCAAACAUAUAUGACCGUCAUUAUGAUGUGCCUUGGACAUCUUACUACUUCCAUGCUUCUUUUGCUGCAGCCUUUACUUUAAUUUUCUUUGGUGUCAGAAGAUUUUUUUGUAAGACUGUAUCCAAGUUUCAAAGUCAAGGAUUUUUUUGUGAGCUCACUGUUGUAAUCAUCACUGGUUUAUUUUCCAUGCCACUUGGCAUUUUGCAAUUCAUUCCUGUGUAUCAUCCACUUCAUGAUUUGUAUGGCUUGCACUCAGAAGUUUGUGUGCUGCUCUUUUUGACAUUCUUCUUUUUGCUUGUUUGGAGUGCUGACAGACAUCCUUUUGAACAUGCAAGAGUACCCAAAUCUAUGACAGAUAAGUUCAACCUGAUUGCAUUGACUGUACUGAUACACUUUGGAUUCUAUAUCUACAUUGUGCUGACUGCUAAACCUGAAAAUAUCAAAUCAGUUGGUUUCCAUCAGCCUGUUGGUGCUUGUGAUGUUCCAGUCGACGUAGCUACUCCUCUUGGUUAUUCACUGAAAAAGAACAAGUAUUUGUGCGUUGAACGCUAUUUUGAGGAAUAUUUUGACUUUCAUUGUGUCAAAGCACCCCCUGUCUCAGGAAAGGAAUGGUAUACAAUCUGUGGAACACCUUACAAGAAUCAUGCUGAGUACAUCAUAGUAGUUUCUGCCUUUAGUUUUAUUGGCUUGGUUUGGUUUUGGCAACUGUUAAACAAAUCUGGCAAACUUCCCAAAUCUGGUAAAACUACUGUUCGUGGAGUAAAACAGCAUAUAGAAUAAAAUGACAAACAUUUAUUUGUCUAAUAAAUGCUUGAUUAUUGAGAGAUUAUUAUUUCCUUAGUUUCCAUGUCAUUAGUUUGCUGUAAAAAGUAUAUUUGAAUUGAAAGUUACAUGUUUCUGUAAUGAAUUUGGUGUAGAUGCCAUGUCUAUUAUAGGGCAAUUAGGUUUUCAGUUUCAGCAAUUUUAGAAGAUAAAUGCUUUACUAAAGCUUUUGGUUAGAUUACUAUUGUAAUGGUUAAUUAUUUUAUUUUAGAUAUCUUAUUUAUUUAAUAAACUUACAGGCUGAGUAUAUAAUACCUUUAUUCCUCUUGUUAUAUCUAUAUGCUUGAUUUUUUUAAAAAUUUACAACACAACAUAUAUUUGUAAUUUACAAUUUAAUUACAUUCCUCUGAUUUUUUUGUUAUAUGUAUUUUAGAUUUUGUAACUUUAAAAAACAAUAAAUAUUAAAAUCAUCAAACCAGUUUUGAUUGAAUGCAUAAUGUAGCUUUAGUGCUAUAAUAUGGUAUGCUGGUGCCUUUUUUUAUAAAAUAAACUAGCUGGUUUCAAUUGUUUCUUAUGACAUUAUGACGUGUUUGCGCUGAACUUUAUUUUUUAAGAAAUAAAAAAUGCCU
Molecule: messenger RNA, 2140 nt
Organism: Biomphalaria glabrata
Lineage: Eukaryota; Metazoa; Mollusca; Gastropoda; Planorbidae
Exons: 9
Coding region: 426-1529 (367 amino acids)
Source: RefSeq, a predicted model, not a curated record